Molecule: messenger RNA, 1299 nt
Organism: Chanos chanos (milkfish)
Lineage: Eukaryota; Metazoa; Chordata; Actinopteri; Gonorynchiformes; Chanidae
Gene: klf6a
Product: Kruppel like factor 6a
Exons: 4
Coding region: 176-1030 (284 amino acids)
Biological process (GO): regulation of transcription by RNA polymerase II
Molecular function (GO): RNA polymerase II cis-regulatory region sequence-specific DNA binding; DNA-binding transcription factor activity, RNA polymerase II-specific
Source: RefSeq, a predicted model, not a curated record
GGAACUAGCGGACUCUGGACGACAAGCAGAGCGACGCUUGAUUGCCUUACUGUUGUUGCAUGUGCAAGAAACAUCAAGGACACUUGCUGUCAAGACUUCGAACACUGUUACUCUGACCUUAAAGAAAAAGAUAUAAUUGUUGGUUGCGAGUAGUCCGUCUACACUUGGGAUUGCAAUGGAUGUUCUACCUAUGUGCAGCAUUUUUCAGGAGCUUCAGAUUGUUCACGACACUGGGUAUUUCUCGGCUUUACCAUCCCUUGAAGAAUACUGGCAGCAGACAUGUUUGGAGUUGGAGAGGUAUCUGCAGAGUGAGCCAUACGUGUCUGCGUCUGACCUUAAGUUUGAGGGUCAAGAGGACCUGUGGAGCAAACUGAUCUUGGCCUGUGGGGACAAGACUGAGUCAGACUCCCAGGUUCCCAAGAACGUUCCAGAGGAGGACAAUCAGGACAGCCAUAUCUUAGAGACCAACAGUUUGAAUUCGGAUGCUAGCAGCGAGGCUUCCGACAGCUCAGAGGAGCUCUCGCCUACUCACUGCUUUACCUCAAAUGCUUUGGGCUCUGUCCUGUCUGAACAGGGACACUUAAGCACCUCCAUCAUCACCACACCACCCUCGUCCCCAGAGGCUGGACAGGAACCGGGAAUCCCCCAAGUCUGGAACAACGUACAGACUGAGUUGCACUUGCCAGGUAAAAUCCGGCAUGGUGGGAUUGGGAAAGCUUCGGACAAGUCCGGAUUGGCUGGAGGAGAUGCUUCCCCUGACGGGAGGAGAAGGGUCCACAGGUGUCACUUCAACGGAUGCCGAAAAGUCUACACAAAGAGUUCUCAUUUAAAAGCACAUCAGCGCACUCACACAGGUGAGAAGCCGUACAGGUGUUCAUGGGAAGGCUGCGAGUGGCGUUUUGCGCGCAGCGAUGAGCUAACCCGACACUUCAGGAAGCACACUGGUGCAAAGCCAUUUAAAUGCAGUCACUGUGACAGGUGUUUUUCCAGGUCAGACCACCUGGCCCUGCACAUGAAGAGACACCUGUGAGCUGGCUCCCACAAAGAGGUCAGAGCAGCAGAAAACAGCAGCAUCGUGGGGGAAGCGUGUGUCUCCUGACCUGUCUCCUGGUUGAUCUGCCCUUUGUAAGGAGAAAGGGAGGGGAGCAAGUUCCAGCCAAAGCAUGCCAUUUUUGCACCAUACCCUGUGCCUCCGCCAGCUCCAGGAUAGGCCCCUCUGAUGGUUGUUGUUGGAGGAAAAAGGAAGGCAAAAUCAUGUACGAAGAAGCGAUGAGUGAGGAACUGAAAAGCAAGUUAAAA